AUGAGUUAAGAAGUAUAGGAGCUAUAAGAAGCAUUAGAGUAUUAGGUCGAUGUUGUAUUGAGACUUGAGGAUGAACGAUUACUACUAUAAAAAGAGAAUAAUAUACAAAAGGAAAAGUUGAAAGAAUUGAAUACAAUGUUGCAAAAGUACCUUGGAUAAUAAUUACUUUGUAUUGAAAAACACACCUAAACUGAAUUGCAAGUAAAGUAGAACUUUGAUGUACAAACACAAGAAGAUGAAAUCAUUUCAGACUAUUCACUAAGUAAUUCCACAGUAUCAGUGAUCAAUUAACAAUCCUUUACUUAAUAGUAGGAUUAAUCAAAUUCUUCUAAAUUAUUGGAUUAAGCAAAAUCAUUAGUGAAGUAAUCUGCUUCAAGAAUCCCAGCAAAAAAAUUAAAAUUUUGUGGAGAUAAUUAUAAAGAGAAUAAGGAUAUUAAGGACAAUUAAGAAAAAAAAGAAGUAAAACCAGCAAACACAAAACAAUUAGAUUCUUAAAGUGAAGCAUUAACUAGAGAGAUUGUUAAUUUAACCAAAUAAUUACAAUAAUUAAAAUUACAAUAAAGAAGUUCAUAAGACACAAUUAAAAAAUAUGAAAAAGACAGUAGUGAAUUAGUUAAAUUAUUAGAAGUGAAAAAUGAAAUGUUAAACAAGUUAAGAAAUGAAAAUGCAGAAAUGGCUAUUAUAAUUAAUUAGGAUAAAUUUAAAAGUGUCCGCUAGUUAGAUUAAGAGUUAAAAAAAGAGAGGGAUGAUAAAGUUAAAUUUUAAGCAUUAGCUACUUAAAAAACAGAAGAAAAUUAACAUUUAGUGGAAGAACUUAAGUAAUUCAGAGAAGUUUUAUCAAAAUUAACUUAUGAAUUUGAAAAAUAUAGAAGCACAUAUAAUCAAAGCAACGUGAGUCAAUCUAAAAUAGAAGCAGUAGAUACUACUUUCUAUUAGGAAGAAUUAAAAAUUAAAGCUUCCACUAUAAAUGAAUUAAAAUUGUAAAACUAGUAGUUACAAGAAGAAGUCGACUACUUUAGAAGCUUAAGCUUGCAACAAAAGAAGAUUGCAGAAAAAUAAGAAGAAGACUUAGACUUUUAUAGAGAAAUCCUAAUUAAGCAUAAAAUAAUUAAAUAAUGA
Messenger RNA from Paramecium tetraurelia, 1119 nucleotides. RefSeq lists its product as uncharacterized. NCBI's taxonomy places the organism in Eukaryota, Ciliophora, Oligohymenophorea, Peniculida, Parameciidae. The record is from RefSeq and is a predicted model, not a curated record. The transcript has 4 exons.